Molecule: messenger RNA, 2372 nt
Organism: Oncorhynchus kisutch (coho salmon)
Lineage: Eukaryota; Metazoa; Chordata; Actinopteri; Salmoniformes; Salmonidae
Product: poly(rC)-binding protein 2
Exons: 14
Coding region: 265-1242 (325 amino acids)
Molecular function (GO): RNA binding
Source: RefSeq, a predicted model, not a curated record
AAAGUUGAACGAUUUUCAUUUUGUUGUCUUUUGUGCUAAGCAGGAGAGUGGAGCCCGAUCAAGCAGCAGCGUCUCUUCCCUCUUCCCCGAAUCCUUUUAAAAUUCCCUCCCGAACCUCUCCCCUUCUACCCUCCCCUUAAACACACCUCACGGGACUGUUCGGCUAUUGUAAGAUGAAUGGACUAACUGCAAGUUGCUCUGGAAUCUGUUAAAUGACCAAAUACUACUUCUUGGCGAAUAUAGACUUCAAACACUACAACAACUAUGGACACCGGUGUGAUUGAAGGAGGGCUCAAUGUCACCCUAACCAUUAGACUCCUUAUGCACGGAAAGGAAGUUGGAAGCAUUAUUGGAAAGAAAGGAGAGUCUGUGAAGAAGAUGAGAGAGGAGAGUGGCGCUCGUAUCAACAUCUCUGAGGGGAACUGCCCAGAGAGGAUCAUCACCCUGGCAGGCCCCACCACCGCCAUCUUUAAAGCCUUUUCCAUGAUCAUCGAGAAGCUGGAGGAGGACAUCAGCAGCUCGAUGACUAACAGCACGGCCACCAGCCAACCGCCAGUCACCCUGCGCAUCGUUGUGCCUGCCAGCCAGUGUGGCUCCCUCAUCGGCAAGGGCGGCUGCAAGAUCAAAGAGAUCAGAGAGUCGACAGGAGCUCAGGUACAGGUGGCAGGGGACAUGCUGCCUAACUCCACAGAGCGUGCCAUCACCAUUGCAGGGACCCCCCAGUCCAUCAUCGAGUGUGUCAAGCAGAUCUGUGUCGUCAUGCUCGAGGUAUCUCCGCCUAAGGGUGUAACCAUCCCUUACAGGCCCAAACCCUCAGGCUCUCCUGUCAUAUUUGCGGGAGGUCAGGCCUACGCUGUCCAAGGACAGCACGCCAUUCCACAGCCUGACGUAAGUGAAGGUCAUUCUCUUACUAAACUCCACCAGCUGGCCAUGCAGCAGAGCCCUUUCCCCAUCGCUCCCAACAACCAGGGUUUCCAGGCUGGGAUGGAUGCUUCUGCACAAACUGGUUCCCAUGAGCUGACCAUUCCAAAUGAUUUGAUUGGCUGCAUCAUUGGCCGUCAGGGGGCUAAGAUCAAUGAGAUCCGCCAGAUGUCCGGGGCUCAGAUCAAGAUUGCCAACCCAGUGGAGGGCUCUUCUGACAGGCAGGUGACCAUCACCGGCUCCCCUGCCAGCAUCAGCCUGGCUGAGUACCUGAUCAACGCCAGGCUGUCAUCUGAAGCUACUGGACUGGCAGCCAACUGACAUGGAGAAUCUUCAUCAGCACCUGACGUAACCCCCCCUACUUUUUACCGAGAGGUCCCUCAAUAAAGUUAAUGCAAAAACCAAUCCUUUGGUUAAACACCUACCUACUCAGCUGUAAUUACAUCAAGGUAUUUUAUUUAUUUAUUAUGUUAAAUUCCCUUUGCAUAUAGUUUUUUAAAGAUAUUUUUUUGGUGUAUUUAUGUUUUGACCUUGGUAGCCGGGGAAGAAACAUUUUUGGAAAAAUCUGAAAAGGAAUAUGUUUUUUUUUUUUUAUGUCAGAUUUUUCUUAGAAAAUGUAUUUAAAAAAUGAAGGAAAAAAAGACCCAAUAAUAACAAGCUGUUGUGGACUGUUCCUUCCCUGUAUUUGAUGAUUUGUAUUUAUUGUUUAUUUAAUACACACCAGUCCUCCUGUUAGAAUUCACUGAUAUUUACCAUUCUUUAAAGCUGAACUUCCUAAAUGAGGCAUUGUGGGUAAUGGGUAUACGUGGGGUGUAAAUGAUGUACUCUUAAGAUGUAACGAAAGACAAGAUCAGGAACUAAUUGAAAUGUCUCUGAAGUGGGACUAUGAGGAGUGUUUUUAACUGAAUUCUGUCACCUCUUUUAUUUGCUGUAUAAUUAUUUUGUCAUUCCUGUUUUCAUCUGUUUAAAUGUUUUCCUUAUUCAGGACAUUUGAGUGUUGUUGUUGUUGUGUACUGGAUUCUGAUAGGGUGGGUGGGGCAUGGUAACCCGGAGACAACGGGCCAGAGGGAUGAAUUUAUUUUCUCUGAAAUGAUUAAGAUAGAAGAUAAACAUUGAUAACGUUGGAAUAUUUGUUUUGAAUAGAGAAAAUAUUUUUUUUAACUGCAGGGGUGGGAGGGUGCUGCAAGGGGUAAAACAAAACAAUUAUUGCGUGUCUUUAUAGGAUAAGACUUGAGGUAUUCAUUUCAAAUAACUUGAAGGAAGAUUCUAAAAUUAACACUAGUUUCCUGCUAUCUCCUUUGCCUGGAUCAGAUUUAAUUUUUUAUUAUUCUUUGCAGGAUGAAGAAACUCACGUUUUUGUGCACGUUUUCAAACUAUUGUAGAUUCGGGUGCAAACUGAAUUGUUGAAGAACUUCAAUACAUAAAUAAAAAGAUGUGAAAUGCUAAAACUA